Tarenaya hassleriana is the source of this 2232-nucleotide messenger RNA. RefSeq names its product pentatricopeptide repeat-containing protein At1g62910-like. The record is from RefSeq and is a predicted model, not a curated record. Gene Ontology annotation, molecular function: protein binding. Bases 66 to 1769 code for a protein of 567 amino acids. The transcript is spliced from 2 exons. Lineage: Eukaryota; Viridiplantae; Streptophyta; Magnoliopsida; Brassicales; Cleomaceae.
GUCUCCUGUCGUGUGUGAAGUGGAAGACAACAGGACGCAGCUUGAAGUGCUCUGUUACUUUUCCGAUGUCGAGAAUCAUGGGAGCCAGAUCUCUUUCUUCAGAUAGUUGUCGAUCACUCUCUUCCAGGUCUUCGCUCUUUCAAAGAUCCAGUGCUCAGAUUCCCAGCGAAUUUGAACGCCAGGUAAGGCGAGUAUGCAAAUCGGGCGAACUGAACCUUGAAGGUGCUCUUUUUUACUUCGAUAAGCUUAUUGAGACAAGACCCAUCCCUUCGAUCGAUACUUUUAACCAUGUGUUGGGUUCGGUCUCGAAGCUCAGAGCGUAUUCGGAAGUGCUGUCCAUGUAUAAGAAGAUUAGGUACGAAGGCGCGAAUUCUGAUUUGUAUACAUCGAAUAUUGUGAUCAAUGCUUUUUGUCAUUUGAGGAAAAUAGAUUAUGGGAUUGGAGUUUUGGGUGAUAUCAUGAAAAGAGGUCUGGAAGCUAAUUCAGUGACAGUCGCGACUUUGGUGAAAGGACUGUGUUCGGAAGGGAAAGUUUUUGACGCAGUUCAAGUGUUUGAUAAAAUGUCCAAGAGCGGGUUUCGUGAGGAUAGGGGUUGCGAGGCUAGUGCCCGUAGUUCUUACGUGCUGAUCAUCCAUUCACUUGUCAAGAACUGUUCAGUGGACAGAGCAAUGGUUGUAUUUCGGAAAAUGAUAGAUAAUGGAUUUGCCCCUGGUGUUAUUGUCUUUGGUAACCUCAUUAAUGGGUUGAGUAGCUCGGGACGAUUACGUGAGGCACUCGAACUGUUUGAUGAGAUGGUUACUCGAGGAAUCUCUCCGGAUGUGAUCAUUUACAGUUCUUUGAUUCGUGGAUACUGCAAACUAGGAAUGUGGGGAGAAGUUGCAAAGACGAUCCAGAAAAUGGCAAGAGAGGGUGUUUCACCGAAUGUUUAUACUUAUAAUAUUUUGAUUGAUAGUCUGUGCAAAGUCAAGGAGGUGAAUGAAGCGAUUGAAGUGUUCGAAUCCAUGUUGGAUCAAGGCAUCGAGCCCAAUAUAUAUAUCUAUAACUCGCUGUUGACUGGUCUUUUUACGGUCAAAAGGUCAAACGAUGCCGCUGAGUUGUUUGUAUCAUUGAGACAGGGAAACCUUCGACCUGAUGUUGUUACCUACAGCACAAUGAUCGUUGGCUAUUUCAAGCAUGGAGAAACUAAGGAAGCAUUGAAGCUACUAAGAGAGAUGAUUCAGGAAGGGUUGAAACCUGACGAGUUUACUUAUACCAUCCUUAUUCAUUAUGCAAGCCAAUCGGGAGAUCUGCAGGCUGCGCAAGGAAUUUUUGAUUCAGCAUACAAGUCUGGUCAGUCUCAAGUCUUGGUUUCGUCUCCCUCGUGUGGAGCACUCCUUAAUGGUUUGAUAAAAAAUGGAAAACUGGAAGAAGCUCGGAUAAAAUUUGAUGAAAUUCUAGGUUUGGGUUUGGUGCCUGAUGUUGUAACCUACAACAUUAUGCUCCAUGGCCUCUGCAAAAGUAAGAAGCUAUCUGAAGCGAGAGAGUUGCUUGUUGAUAUGGAGGCAAAGGGUUGUUCUCCGGAUGCCAUUUCAUUCAACACGGUUAUUUGGGGUUUCCUUAAGGGUGGUGAGAUUGAAGAUGCAGUCCAACUUCUUGAGAGCAUGCUUGAGAGGAACUUUUCUCCCGAUAAGGGUAUUAAGUCCAAGUUAAGUCGCAUCCUUGCAGAUUCCAAGGGUUGUAGAACCCUUCAGGCACUUGUAGACGUUUACGGAAAGGAGAUGUUCGAGUAAAAUUGAUAUCUGUGUGAAGUCCAUUCAACCAGGCUUCUUUAGGAGAUCAUGCAAGAACAGCAGUGGUUUCAACUUGUCAUUGGGCGUGAAGUAUAAAAGAUGCGGUUAUAUAUAUAUAUAUAUAUAUAUAUAUAUAUUGAUUAUGUUUUUUAUAAAAAAGUCUGCAGUUUCCCUACGGAUUUGAAUUCGAGGUGAGGCGACUAUGCAAAUCGGGCGAAUUGAACCUUGAGGGUGCCCUUUUUUAUUUCGAUAAGCUUAUUGAGACAAGACCCAUCCCUUCGAUUGAUACUUUUAACCAUGUGUUGGGUUCUCUCUCGAAGCUCAGAGCGUAUUCGGAAGUGCUGUCCAUGUAUAAGAAGAUUAGGUACGAAGGCGCGAAUUCUGAUUUGUAUACAUCGAAUAUUGUGAUCAAUGCUUUUUGUCAUUUGAGGAAAAUAGAUUAUGGGAUUGGAGUUUUGGGUGA